Molecule: messenger RNA, 23827 nt
Organism: Paramuricea clavata
Lineage: Eukaryota; Metazoa; Cnidaria; Anthozoa; Malacalcyonacea; Plexauridae
Source: the annotation of a GenBank genome assembly
GUAAAUUAUGCGGUCACAUGACCAGAAAUGAUCAUAAAAACUUGUAAUGUCGAUGAAAUGAUGUUGUUAUGAGUGUUCAUCGAUCAUGUCGCUUGUAAACUCACCCGUACAGACGAACGAUGUUCGAAACGAUAAUAACGAUAUUGCUGGUGAGCAGGACGAUGCCGUUUCGUCUCAGGUAAGAGGACGUGCACUUAUUUAUCUCGCCUUUAUCGUACUUGUAAUUUCCCCUUCAGAACUUUGCUUAAAGUCACGUAGGUGAAAGUUCUACAAGGCACUUGGCAUUGCCAAUUAUGACCUUCUGGGUGAUGUUUGCAAGAUUGUUUACAGAAAAAUUAUGCCUUAUGUGUUUUUACGCCAAGGUCCGGACGGUGCAGCAAGUCAUACGGCUCACAAGCGAAAAUUUAGAAAAACUGGAUCGCAAUUUCAAGGGUAUCAGACAUCCCCCGUCGAUGUUUUUAGAGGUACGUUGGUUAGAUUUCCUUCCAGUUUCCGUCGUUGUAUUAAAAAUUUGCAAAUAUGAUGUCCAUAAAAAAGCUACAAUCACGAAUUUCGAACGCCAUGUUUUUUUCAAGGCCUAGCCAAAUUGCUACACAGGGCAGGUUAAUAUGUAACAUUUUGACGCUGUAUGGUGGUUUUAUGUAUACAUGGCAGCUUGUACGCAGGCUUAUGUUUGUUUGUUUACGGAGAUUCUGUUGAAUAUUCUGUUCAAUUAAUCACCAGGGUGACCAUUUAGACGUUUGUUAUUGGUUAUUGACCUGCCUGCUGUAUACUGUACCGUGUUCUUCUUCAUUUGUAUUGUUGGGGGUUGUAUUCAUGUUGUAUUUUAUUAUUAUGACCUGUUAAGAGAUAUCCAUAAUUUAGAUGAAUUUUAUACAUUGGUUACAAGAGUAUUUGGGUAUGAUGUACGUAUCAUUGUUAAUCCCAAGUGUCGAGGGAGUGGAUUUGACAUUUUUAUAUUAAAAAUGUCAAAUGCCGACCAAAUUCCAGGGUAAGUACCCCACCCUUGCGAUGGCCUUUAUUUUCCUGAAGCAUUUGGUUUGUUCCCUACUAAUGCAUGCUAUCGGUGAACUUAAGUGGUCUAUAAACAUUCACAACACUAUCAAACUAUGUGCAUAUUAAAGGAAUACCGGAUGGUUUUCCGUGCAGGAUUGCGUGAUCCAUGCACCAGGGAUGUCGCGAGAUUUUCGGAAAGUGUAAAAGUACUCGAGCCGCAGGCAAGUGUAUUUUUAUGCUUUCCGAAAGUCGACCAACAUCCCAAGUGCAUGGAUGACGCUAUUCUGCUUGGAAAACCAUUUGGUAAUUGUUUUAUAAAAUAACUACAGUGAAAAAAUGACAUUUUGAGAAUCCCGUGAAAAUCCUGCAAAGGCAUUUUAAUUCCUUGUGCAGGAUAGCCUGAUCGUGCAUGGCUAUUGGCCAAUCAAAUUGUGUAUUUCACUGUAGUUAUUAUAUCUUGUUCAUCGAUCUGAAGGAUAGACUGAUAUCGGACUAUAAAAAAAUCCAAUAAUAUCGACUAUAUUGAAUAAUGUAAAUUAGAAAACAUAGUUUAGUCAACUUGCAUAUAUACUGCAUCACAAACAAAUUGCAUGAAACAUAGGAUCACCAAUUUCAUCACUUCUCUUAAAGUAGUAAUUUCAAACAGGACUUUGUUGAUUUGACAUAUUGUCUACUAGAGAUUUUCCUUUGCAAGAAUGAUCUGUGAGAUUUUGAUGCUUUGUUUUCAAACCCUUAACAACCUGCGCUGAUAUGCACCGUGAAGAUUAUUAUUCAAAGUAGUGCAGAUGCCAUCUUGUGUGAUCUUUCUUGUAUGUGAUCUUCUGUCAUCACACUUAUUCUGUUUACACUUUUACAUUGCCCUUGCACUUGCUACUUGUUCACAAUUGCCGUCCUACAUAUGUUUCCUAAACUUUACCAGACAAUAGUUGCUGAAAAAAGGAGAUUAAGUUAUCUUUACUAGUUAAAACUUUUAUAUUUUUGAUAUGCAAAAUAUGCAAUAUGAGUCGAAUAUUGAUAUUUCUGAGAUAUCAAUAUUUAUCGAAAAUAUUGACAUAUUGCAUCAGCCUUACUGAAGGAUCGUCCAUUUUAGUAUAAACCAACUGACAUACAAGACAAUGAAAUCACAUGGCAAAUAAACUAGCUAGAAAGACUGCAAUGGGCUGUUGUGGUAUUUAAUUUGAUACAUAUCAAUAAGUUUUGUGUUUUUUAAUUUUUUAAAUUGGACCCAACAAACAUACACUUUGUAGUCCAUUGCUAAUUUGCAUAAAGUUGCACAACAUACAGUAUGUUGGUAUCAUGAUAGGAUAUUGGUUUUUGUCCACACCACAAUGCUAUUACAGCCUACGGUAUACCACUGGGACCAGCUAUAGUACUGUAAAUUGUGGUCAGAAAACUUUCAAAGAGGCACCCUACAACAGCUUUGCCAUCGGAGGGUCCAGGCUAGAACUUUAGCCAAAUUAUUGGUGGAUUAGCUGAAUUACACACAGAAUAUUCAUGGUUGUUUACACAGUGCAGGCAAGGUCAAGGAAACAUUUGCACUGAAACAUGCUUUACACUGAAAACUCUGUAUUUCUUAGUACUGUCUGUGCAUGAUCACACUGCAGAAUCAAAUACAUGCUCAUAAUGUAUUCCCUAAUAAAAGUCAUUAGAGUUGGUGUAAAAUUUCGGUCAAGGUCAAGGGAAGCGAAAUUAAUGCGAAUUCGUUGGGAGUUGGGGUUUAUAACCUAUAGUUUGAGAUAACCAAGUAAAAAUGAUUAAAAUAGUAUAUUACUAUCAGGCAAAUCUACGGAAAAUUAUGUUUAAAGGGAGUUCGAGAUAUAGCGAGAUUUUACCGUAUAUUUUAGUGUUUAUCUUGGAAAAAAGAUGGCUGCUUUUUAAAUAUUACGCAGUUCAAAUUGACCCGGGGGAGGGGGCAAAUUUCUUAGGAAAUAUGACUCCCCAUUCGUCCUUAGGUUGUGUAAUAAUGUUGUCCAGCUGAAGUGAGCUUCAUGAAAACAUUUGCAUGCACCACCGAUGAAGCAGCAUCACCCAAAUAUACGUCAAACUCGCUGGCAAAUUUCCUAGGCACGUGCUUCCAACAACGCAAACGAAUGGUCAAUUUUCAAACUGGCCAAAAAACAGAGUAACUUAGUUAAUACGUAAUCAUGCGAUGGCGAGUACAAUUAAGGAUUAAUAGUACGAGUGAUGUUUGGGAAUUUUGCCAAAAUUGGACGAGCCGCCGGGGCGAGUCCAAUUUGGCAAACCUUCCAAACAUCACGAGUUAUUGAUAUUCACCGUGGUCAGGCAUAUUUUUCAAGCUUGCCCGGUGUGGAUAUGCACUCAGAGUAACAUCACAAGCAAAUCACGAGUUAUUAUUAUUAUUGUUAUAAUAUACUUGUUUAUUAUAAGCAUGACAAAAUUGGAUAAUUCUCAAUGUCAACAUCAUAUUUUCUCGCCAAAGCCCAGUCCUGCCAGACUUUCAACCAAAAUUUGGUGCUUUUGUUCGUAUUUUCAUUUUAAUUCGUUCUUAUGCUUUAAGUUCCUCUAGUGCAAUUUCAUUUGUGAAAUUGUGUUAAAUACCUUUCCGCCAUUUUGUUUGUUUUGGGAAAAUCAUUAAUUGUAUACUGCAGUAAAAUUAAUGAAAUAAUUGUACUCCUCUCAACCAAUCAGCAUCCAGUAAUUUGUCAUGCUAAAUAAUAAAAAGAAAAAGUAGUUUCAAUUAAAAGUAAAUGAACAUCAAGAUAACCCAAAUAAACUAUGGUCGUUGAUUAAAGAUCUAUCGAGAGCAUCAUAAAUUGGGAGAAAACAACGCGGUGUUCGUCAAUUAAACGAAAACGGAUAACUAACUGUAAGCAGAAGCAUUUCCGAAAUCUUUAGCUCGUUCUUCGUUAGUCAACCACAACGUCUCUUAGUCUACUUUUUGUAACGAAUCUCUGCUAAACUCUCUAAAGAUAAAGUUUGAAAUUCCACAUAUUUUUCCAGAAAAGGUACUUCAACUGCUAAAUCCUGUGCCAGCAAAUAAUAAAGCAACAGGUGCUGAUGCAUUGAGUCCUAAUGAAAAUUUCUGCUUCAUCCAUAUCAAGCUCAUUCGCACGUUUCAUAAACCAUUGCAUAGCCAACACCUAGCCAAAGUCAUCCCCAUUUUUAAGAAUCAAGGAAGCGUAGAACACAAACAAAUUACAGACCAAUAUCUGUUCUUCCGAUCCUCUCAAAACUGUACAAAAGACAUCUCUAUAUCAAGAACUAUUUUCACACUUAUCCAAUAACAAUUUCCUACGGCCUGCAUUCUGUCUUUCGCAGACGCCACUCGACUGAAACUGCUCUAAUUCGCUUACUAGACCAAAUCGUUCUUGACCUAGAUAAGAACCACGUUACUGGCGUUGUUUUCGUAGACUACAGCAAGGCGUUUGACUUGACUGACCACCAUCUUUUAUUGCAAAAGUUGAGCGCUUAUGGAGUGGAUGAUACCUAUCUCAAGGUUUUCCAAAAUUACCUCUCGGACAGGACACAGUUUGUAGAAAUCAACGGCUUCAAAUCAUCUCCGUUAUAUAUAACCCAUGGUGUUCCUCAAGGUAUCAUUCUUGGCCCUCUUCUCUUUCUUGCUUUUAUAAAUGAUCUACCUCCAAAUAUACCUGAUUCAACUGUUGAUGAAAACGCAGAUGACACUAAGUAUAUACUUUCUCUUCCAGUUCCCACUUCUCUGUCGCGUCGAUUGAAUUAGAAGUUAACCUUCAACACGAUAUAAACAAACUAUGUCAGUGGUCAGACCUAAAUCGAAUGGUACCUAAUGCUGACAAUACCAAAUUAAUUCUUAUUACUGGUAAAUGCCUUAAAUCUCGAAUACAGUUAUCUUCCCUAUACCUCUUGCUGCAAGUGAUUCAAAUAUUGAAGUGGUUUCUUCACAGAAAUUACUUGGCGUUUAACUUUCAGAGAGCAUAUAAGCAAACUUAGUAAAAACCUUGGUAAAAAAGUCGGCCUCCUGAGGGAAAUACGAAGAUAUUUACCACUAUUUGAGAGAAAGCUAUUUACAACGCUGUCGUCAAGCCAAUUAUGAUGUACGGUAUUAAUAAUUCUAUUUGGAGUUGCUGCUCGCGAAACAAUCUGCUUAGAAUUUUUAAAUUACAAAAAAGAGCAGCUCGUGUAAUUUUAGGAACUGACACUUCCUCCAGGUCAUUCGCCAAUUUUAAUAAACUGGACUGGAUACCUUUUUAAGACGAAGUUAAAAUUAACAAAUGUAUACUCUAGUUUACAAGAGCCUGCAUGGUCAAGCUCCUCAGUAUAUUAAGAACUUGUUUAAAACAAAUAAUGAAAUAAAUGGUAGACAAACUCGUCAUGGCGAAUAUAAUUUAGCGUGUCCUACAUACAGUUAUGCAACUGAUGGAGGAAAAUCUGUAACAGUCAGCAACAUUGAAAUAUGGAAUAAUCUUCCGAAGGAUAUUAAGACAAAAUCUAAUGUUAAUCCCUAUAAGGCUGCCCUCAAAAACUAUUUCUUGGAAUCAUACAAGGGUAUCGAUCGCUUUGAAUUAUUAUUGUGAUCAGUAAAUUGUGUAUUUUCAUAUAUAUAUGAAUUUAUAUUCUUAAGAUCUUUUAUAUAUUUUUCUUACUCUAAGUAACUUUUAAACGUUUUAAAGUAGAAUUAAUGACUUUGUAUAAAGGGCAGGUCAGGUUUCAACAUCACGUUUUGAUGACGUGUUUGUUACGGAUUAUUUCUUGCUUCCUGCAUGUAACAAACACAGUUAUCAAUUUAUACGAAUAUAUCCAUUAGUACGAAUGGAGUAGAUUCGACAGUAUUCGCCAUGUAUGAAGAUACUCGGGUUAAAACAAUUAACAUCAUUGUUCGAGGGUUUCUGUAGAUCUUAUAAUUUAUUGGACCUAAUCAGGAACAGCUGCAAAAAAUGCAACUACUCUAUAAAUAGGCCUUUGCAUGGGCCUCGAACCUUUCAACACUUACUUCUAUCGAGUAGGAUAUGCGCAAAAUCUUUACAAUAAACAUCAAUGACAACCUUAACUAAAGAUAGUUAAAGUGUGUCAUUAACACUGUAUAAUUAGAGUCUUGAAAUUUAUUGUGCACUAGAUUGCGUCCUGAACUUAAUUGAUCCGUAGCAAUUCUGCUUAUAAUGAAAAUUGUUGUAAUACUUCAUUAUUUCCUCUUUAUAGGGAGAUGGCAAUAUAAAUUUAUUUUCUCAUUUGAAAGAACUUUUGAAACUAUAUAUUAAGUAUUAACUUCUUUUUUGCUUAGUUCUUGAAAUAUUUUCACUUGAAGUAAUGAGAUGUCCGCCAUCUUGGAUACAUUUUUGAUCUCAUUAACGAUAGUUUUGGUGACGUUACAACAGGGAUUAGUAUUCGUUACUGACCAAAAAUUGAUUGGUUGAUGUUUUAAUUAAAGGUUUUGAGUGUUGUGACGUGACAUGUCUACAAAAAAUGAAGAUGGCGGACAUUUAAUUCCUUUCGAUCAAAAUAUUUGUAGAAGUAAGCAAGAUAUAAAACAACGGUAAAAGAGUAUUGUAUAUGGUCUUAAAAGUUCUUUCAAAUGAGAAAAUAAAAAAUAUGUCGCCAUUUACCUUUAAAUUGUCUUCGAGAAAAGUCGAGUCAUUAACUCAGACUCCUAUUUUCAGGUAUACUAGACUCGAGUCCAAUACGAAAAAUGACUCGACUUGAGUGAGCGAACCCAUAAUAACUCGACUCGGACUCGACUUUUGAUGUCUUCCUUAAAUUAGUCGACUUAAUUCAGCUACCACUUGUUCACAUUAAUUUCAUUAAUAGGGAACUUCGACAUUUUCCCCUAAUUAAUUUGUUUAUUGAGUUUCUCAAUCAUGCACUCGUAGCGGAUUUCCCAACAGGCUAUAUUGCCUAAUGGACAACUUGCAUGUUAGACUAAAUUUUAAUCUAAGUAAAGAGAAGGGAAUCAAACAUAACAGUUAAAAAAACAUAAUCAAAUUAGUAAAAUUGCAAAUUUUAGUUGCGAAAUGUUGUAAAAUACAGAAAAUAUAGCCUUGCGAAGUUUGCAUAUUUUCAGUAUAUUUGUAUUACGUGCGGAAAUUGUUACCAUUUUCGGCUCAAAAAUGGUAACAAUUUCCGCACGUACAGUAAUACAAACGUACUGAAAAUAUGCAAACUUCGCAAGGCUAUAUUUUCUGUAUUUUACAGCAAUUUUCGUCCAAGCUCAAACCGCAAACAUUUUCGCGCGUUUGUUUACAUUUGAAACGUGGCGUUUACCGUUGGAAACGGCAUAUUGUAAACACUGGACUGGACUAUGGACUUUGGACUAUGGACUUUGGACUUUGGACUUUGGACUUUCGAUUUUGAAAUUAUAUUUUUAAAAUAUUCGUAUAAUUAUAUUAAUUAAAAUCUAAACAGAGAACGAAAAUUUGUGCAUGAUACAAUAUUCAAGGUAAAAAAUACUGUCAUGGCAUGCAGUUAUAUAGGUAUACCAGUGCAAUUUCAUAGAUAUAGCCUGUGGGAUAACAGGAUCAUCUCAGUAAUAUUUUUAAGUUAAUAUUUAAGUUAAUAAUUUUAUUAUAAUAUUUGUAUUUAUAGUAUGUAUAGUACAGUUUAUACUGCAGAACUUCUUUAUCGUAUAUAUAAUAGAUUUAUAGAAACAAUUGCGACAAAAGUAGCUUGGCAAAUACAAAAUAUUGAGAAACUAUCACGUACAAGUAUAAACUACACGCGAUUAUUAUUGCGCCUUUGGCUUUGAACAAUUAUUCGCCGAAGGCGAGGCCGUGAUUAUCCGGGAAUUUGUAGUCUCCGUCGCAGCUGCCAGUUGUGUAUGUUUUCUCUGAUGUCUGCGAAGGAGGCUAGGGAAUUUGUCAAAUUUGACCAAUCAACUUGACAACUUGUAGGAUUUGUUGUACUAUUUAUUCACUUGCGCAAAAAUACUAAUGACGGUAUUGUUCAUCUUUGCAUAAUAGUUUACACCGGUUUAGCGCCUGCCUAAAUAGGCUGUGUUUACAAUGUAUUUUGUCUGUGUCAGUUUUAGCUUUUCAUAAGUGUAUUCAGCCAUAGUGAACACGAAAACUCUCAUAGUCAUCAUACUUUAUAAAAUACGAAUGUAUGAUACAUUAUUAUAUAAUUGGUAGUACUGAUUACUUUAUGAUAAUCUAUAGUAAUUAGUAUUACUUUAUGUAUAUAUUUAUUAUUGUCUAUAUAUGGCUCUUUUGCGUACGUUAUGCGGCUGAGCAUUAAUCUUUAUACUACGAUUGCGAUUCCCGCCUGGUUCAUCACUUGCAAGUGGUAGUAUUACUGAGUAAACGUGGCAAAUAUUUGCUAGAAUACCUGAAGCACAUAGACAUAGAUUUUUGCCUUCUCACACACAACUGAGUAGGUCUUAAAAAGUGUGUAAAUUUCCGUUAGUCGAAUAUACCUGUCCAUCUACUAACACUUAAUUAUUAAUAAUAACUGGAGCACUUAGUCUUAUAGUGAUAAGGAUAGCUAACUAGAAUGUCUUUCAAAAAUAAGUAACAUCAACAAAACGUUACUGUCGGUAACGGAGUAAACAAUUACACAAUACAGUACUAGUAUAAACUAUUUUAAUAUGCAAAGAUGAACAGUCACAAUACUCAAUACUCAGUAGGCGCGAUAAUAAUCACUUGUAUAGUUAAUAUUUUGUAUUUGCCGAGACACUUUUGUCACAAUUGUUUCUGACAAUUAAUCUAUUAUCUAUAUGAUAAAGAAGAAGUUCUGCAGUAUACACUGUACUAUGCAUACUAUAAAUACAAAUAUUAUAUAAAAUUUAAAUAUUAAAUCCCAAAAUAUUGGAUAAAUCCUGCUGUCCUACAAGCUAUAUCCGUAUGAAAUUGCACUGCUGGUAUACCUAUAUAACUGAUACUAGAGAUUUUUUACCUUGUAUAUUAUUAUAUCAUGCAUGUGCAUGCAGUAUAGCACGCUUUUCAGCAGCAAAUGUUCGUUCUCUGUUUAGAUUUUAAUAUAAUUAUACGAAAAUCUAAAAAAUAAUAUAAUUUCAAAAUCGAAAGUCCAAAGUCCAUAGUUCAAAGUCCAAAGUCCAGUCCAAAGUCCAGUCCAGUGUUUACAAUAUGCCCGUUGGAAACGGAAUGUUUCACUGCUCAUGUGACGUGUUAUAGUGAAAAGCAUAAUUCAGUUAUUUUUCAUGUUUUGAUGUGCUUUCGUGUACUUUUCAGUAUUUCCAAGCUCACGAUAUUGUAAGAGCGACCAAACUUGUUUAUAUUCAUACUUUUUGUGACUAAAACGUAUUAUCAUGGGCUUGGAAAUAUUGAAACGUGCACGGAAACACGUCAAAACAUGACAGUUGCGCCAAAAAUAGCUUAAGGCUUUUCAAUGUGACACGUCACAUGAGCGGUGAAACAUUUCAGUUUCCAACGGUAAACGCCCCGUUUCAAACGUAAACAAACGCGCGAAAAUGUUUGCGGUUUGUGCUUGGACGAAAAUUGCUGUACAACAUUUCGUAACCAAAUUUUGCAUUUUUACUGAUUUUAAUAAGUUCUUUACGGGAAUUUACUUUUUUUUGCCUAAAUAAAAAAUUAGUCUAACAUGCAAGUUGUCUAUUGAUAGGGGAUCCGACGUACAUACGAUUUAACGCCAUUAUCGUAGAAGACGCGAAAGUCUAACAAUUUAAACAAAUGUCAAUGUAAAGGUAGCACUUUCUCCUCAAUUAUUUUAAGACCUUCAGUAGAUCCGAGGCCCGACCACAGAUUGAACCAGGUCUCUCAUGGCGUUCGAAAGGCAAUUGUGGUGACCACAACACCGCAAGACCUGACUGCAGUGGUUUCUAUAUAGAUCACGAGGAACAUUUGAGGACAUGUGUAAUAUUGUUAGUGACACGUGACAUUCCCAGGGGGGGGGAGGGUUGAGUUGGCGGCAUCCCCAGACUGUUUUUCAAUUUUUCACACUUUUUAUGAGAGAAUAUUAAGGCAAUCAUGCAUAUGAAAAGUGACGUUGUCCGAUUUGAAAAAUAUACUGUAAAAACGAAUUGGUUAAAACAACCAAUUUGAAUCGGAUGCAUUUUCUUUCGACCAAUAUUAUUUGAUCAAAACAACCGAAAAAUUGGUUAAAAUACCCCAAUUUUUUGUUUGUUUUAUAACCAACAAAUAUUGGUCAAAUAAGUGCAGCUGAGACAACCAAUUCAAAUUAGUCAUUUUAAUCAAUCUGUUCUUGCAGCGUAUAUUCUUUGUUUGCAACGACGUAAUUUUGGGAUUUCAGUUGACGGGCGGGUAUAACAGAAAACGGCUAUUUGAAUGUAUUAAUCGAGUUUAGAGACAGUUUAAGACUCGAAAGAUGAAUUGCCGUUCAGUUUUACUUACUACAACCAUUCUGCAUGCAUGAUAGAAGAAAAAUCGUUCACAAGUUGUUUGAUUGCCCGUCAUUUGGAUGAUGAAAAGUCACGUGAUUGCAAACAAAGAAUUGGUGGUACACACGUAAAAAUCUCACAACUUGUCAACAAGAUGUGUUCGCAACAGGCUUGUAGCAAGCUUGUCAACAAGUAACAAAGCUGUUAUUUUAUCAAGUUGCUACAAGGUUGUCACCCACAACUUGUUGACAAAUUGUUGAAUUGCAGGAUGAUAACAAGUCGUUGGAACAACUUGUAACAAGUCUGUUGAACUCAAUAACCUUGUAGCAAGUUGUCAACAAACUGUUGACAACUUGUCAACAAGCUGGGAUCAAGCAGUGCGAACACAUCCUGUUGACAAGUUGUUGGAACAACAUUGCUACAAGUCUGCGGCAGGUUUGUUACAACCUGUGCGUUUUUACGUGUGUAGUUGCAAAAAUAUUCUGAGUCAAUUUCUUCGUAUAUAAACGCUUCGUAAUUGCCAUGUACUGUAUUUGUGACCAAAGACAUUCUUUCAUUUGCCAUAUUGACCUUCAAUACUCGAGUGCGCUAUAUAUAAUUUAUCGCAUAUCAUGCGAAAUAUGUACAUAGGUUUUCCUUCAAAAUUUCCAACCACAAACCUAUAGCAUUGUGUUUUGCAGGGCGAGAUGCGUAAUGUUUUUCUGCAUGAUUAAAUGAUACACAACCAGUGUAGAUGUUAAAAGCCUACGAACAAUAUUAACUAGUCCGAACAUCUGGGGACUGUUUUACACAGCUUGAGGUUAUAAUUAUUUAGAACAAAGCAAAAGGAUUUUUCAAGUUUAUGACAAAAAGUUUGACCCUUGAUGGCUUAUACACUGGAAGAAAAUUUGAAAAUCCAUAGAAUGGAAAUUGCAUGGACCUUUAUUGGAAAUUAUGGAUUUUUGAUUAUCCAUAAUAAUUGUAUAAUCGGAUAACCAUAAUUUGAUUAUCCAUAAUAAUAAUACUAUCGAUAUACAUUUAGUAUAGAAAUGGUGCAAUUGCAAAUCUCAUAGUAUGGAUUUCACAUUUUUCCCAGUGACAUAUUCAACACAUCAAAACCAUGUUGAAUUCUAUUCUGGCUAUCCCAAGGAUUAUAGUGUAACAUGCAGCUCUUUAGUUAGGACAAAAAACCUAAUCAAGACGUGUUUAUUACAUAGGAAUAUGAAGAACUUCAGAUUAAACUCUCACAACUUCGGUUUAAAGAGAAAGAGCUAUUGGAAUCCAGAUGGCCAUCCAGCAGUGAUAAUCACUCGUGUUCUACGGACCACCCGACCGACACAGAAAGUUUACCUUCAUGUACGACACCGACCUCGUCAAGUUCAAGAACUAGCUCGACAACAUGUGACGUCCCUGGCUCUCCUGUGACGUAUGCGCAUGUCAGAGUUUAUCUUCCAAAUAAACAGCGCACUGCUGUAAGUAUAUACUGUUUCAAGUUAAUGUGCAACACGAGCAGACAUAUUGCAUGAAAUAGAUAAAUAUACGUGAUUUUGAAGGCUCGUAAACACUACGCUCAAUUUUGGUACCCAUACCAUUUUUAUCCAUGCCGGGACUACCUACUUUUAAAGGCCAAGUACGGAUAAAUUUGGUACGGGUACCAGUUUUGUCCAUGCCGUACCAAAAAUUGAGGUCUAUCAAAAUGUCUCUAUCAAACAAGAUUGGAUAUCUCAACAUAGAAUCAAGUAAACAACACUGCAAAAAAAAUUAAAAACUUGAACACAAAACUUAAUAUACAUGCAGUAUCAUAUAAUAACGCUAAGAAUUCAAGCGGUCGAGAGCCAUGAUCUAUUAGAGGGCAAACGCACGGAAUUACGUCACACAAAACUAUUUGUUCCGUGCAGCCAAUCACAACACAGCACGUGACUUGCGGUAGCCAAUAGCAUUCUCUUAUUUGUAUAUAGAUCAUGUACGCGUGAUAUUUGUAAAAUUUUGACUUUUUCAAAUUUCCAAAUGUUUGCGUGGAUAAAAAGAAAGCUAUUUACCUGUUUAAUUCGGGGGGGGGGGUUCUUUUUAUUAUAUAAAACAAAUAGAUAAGAUUUUGCCGUUGUCUGUUCAGUUAUAUAUACACAAUAUGACAUCAUAAUGUGGAAAGAACAAAAUAGUGACCCACUCGCCUCGACGGCUCCUCAGCCACUUUUUUGUGGCGAGUGUUAAAGAAAACGAAACGGAAAAAAAUAACGGAACGAUUUUAUUAUUCACUGGUAUUUUCCACCGCUCAAAGCUAAUGCCAGGAGACAGUCGAAUUUCAUGACACGUGAUACGCUCUCGUUCAAUGAGAUGCAAUGAUGCACAUGGACUUUGUAUACUUGUUUAUAACGAAGGCUUUUAGCUUGCAGGGUUUCAAGACUGGCUGCCCGAAAAAUAUAGUGGGUGUGGCUGUCUAUUUUUGUGGUCAAUUGCCAUUUUCUCAUAGUCCAACUUCUUUUCGACAUGCAAUAGAUAAAGUAAAGAGCAGCUGACGACUUUUGAGGUAUUCAAGAAAUAUUACAAAGCUUCCGCCAGUUGCUGUUUAAUAUAUCAUCGCAGAUAAGAAAACAUUUGUGUUAGGCCGUCCAUGACCACGUAUAAGUCCUAAUUCAAAAGUGGCCGUCAAAUUUGAACGGCCGUCUGGCUAAAUGCCCGGUGUACGCUGUAUAGGUAGUACACCAGUAUCAAAUCAUUGCACUUAAUCUCAACGUUUGUUUGUGUAGAUCAAGUAUAAACCAGGGACAACGAUCGAAGAAGCUCUCAGUAAGGGAAUGAUGAUGAGAGGAUUAUCUACAGAUAUGUGUUUUGUUGUUCGCCUAUCAACACCAGGUCGUACUAAGUAAGGGGAAAAUAUAUUAUUUUUUAAAAUCUUGUAUGUUUAUUAUAUAUGAGAUUUUCUAACGUAAAUGAUCACAGUGUAAAAACAACCUGGUUAAAACAACCCAUAAAUUUCAUGGUCGUCUCGGACCUGUUUUAGACGUCGAAUUUAAAUCGUUGAAUAGGACAAUAGCAACAAAAAAUUUUAUUGUCUCAUUUGAAAGUACGAUUAUCUUUAAAAUCUUGUUAUAGAUUUUUUAUGUCUUGUUUGAUUCUUGAAAUAUUUUGAUUGAAAGCAAUGAGCUGUCCGCCAUCUUCGAUUAUUGAGGAUAUGCGUAUUGCGUCACAAGUGGUGUCACUCAAGCUUUUUUUCUUGACAGCCAGGGAUCAAUAUGAAGUAAAACCUGUUUUGUAUUUGUAUUUGUAUUUAUUAAAAUUCAAUACAUAUAAUUCCAUAUAUUUACAAAUAUCAAAUUAGAUGUAUUAGGGCAUACCAUAAACAGAAUUCAAGAUUCCCUCAAGAAUGGUUUCCCAAUUACAAACAGAACAUUAAACUAACAUCACAGGACACAUAAUACAAAUAAUUCCUAAAUUAUAUAAUUUUACAAUUUCUAAAUUAAAAGUCUGAAUUAUAUAUUUUUUUUUUAUAUAUUUUCUAAAUUUCUAAAUUGCUACUUCAAAUUUCGAAUUGACUAAAACGAUUUUAAACAACAUUUGAUUGUUAGUCGGUAACUUAGAAGUAAUUUUUAUAAGGCUAACCACGCUCCUGACGUUAUCAAAACGACAGGUAAUAAGGUUAAGAAUUAAUCCAAGAUGGACAGCUCAUUGCUUUCAGUCAAAAUAUUUCCAGAAUCAAGCAAGAUGCCAAAAAUCUGUAAAAUAUUUUAGAGAUAAUUAUAAAGUUCUUUCAAAUCAGACAACAAAAAUUUUUGUAAAUUGAUUUCAAAAUUCCGUUGAGUAACUUCACAAGCAUGAAAUUUACGAAAUGAAAUUCGACGUCUAAAACAGGUCUGCAUAUUCAUUUGCUCGAGACAACCAAUUUAUGGGUUAUUUUAAGGUAUACGUUUACACGCGUAUAUACGAUUCGUAUUCUGGCGUAUAUGUAAUCGAAUAGGCACGCGAAAAGUAGUUACUGUACAUUUCAAAUUUCGCUGUGAACUAAAAGAAGAGGAGUUGUGGCGUCAGCAGUAAUUUUCAUACGCCAGAAUACGUAUCGUACACGACAAAUCGCAGCGUGUAAACACACCUAUAACCAAUUUGUUUUGACAGCACAUGCAUGCAAAUCAGGCGCUCGUACUUUAGCUAGAACUUAAUAUAUUCUUUAUAGACAAGAAAUAUCUUGGAACACUGAUCUCUCAGAACUAAACGAAGGCGAUGAGGUACUGUGAAUAUAUUUGACGAAGUUAACGAAAGUACUCUGUACAUACCAAUGUGCAUUUCAUUUUGCACAUACACCGUACAUUGGCGUCUACUUUUUAACCCGUUUCCACCAUCACGUGAAUUUUCUUGGGAUGAACAGAUGGUUAUUAUAUAACAUCAGUUGACCAAAGGCCAUGUUACACGGUGCAAUCUUUGAUGCAUGCAACUUGCAACACAAUUUCGGAUACAGAGCCAUGUUAUCCAGGGGCCCUUGGUUAUAUAUAUAAUUACAAGGACCAGGGGAAUUUUAACGUUGGUGUUUUUAGAGCUAGAGUGAAAAAGUGAAUACCAAAGUUGGAUUAUCUUAUUUUUCAUCGGGAUAAGAAUCGCUACAAAAAUUGCAUGGACACUCUUAAAAAACCCUUCAAUCUUUGUACUGGAUUUGCCUCAUUCGUGUCAGUGUAGUAUAGUUCUGUCUCUGUCCGAGGUACGAAGUAAGAACAAAAAUUAUGACCAGUGUGAUUAUGCCUAUAGGAUCAUGGUGAUUUGGUUAAUAUUUUUAGAUAUCAGUGGAAAAACGUGGAAACAUUCCAAUAUCAAGUAGCAUUUCUCACAACUUUGUAAGUAUAAUAAUCAUGUUAGAAAUCGAUUGCAUGUAUAAAACUGUCUUUACAAAAACUUCCGUAUCACUCAAUACUUUUGAAGGUAUUAACCUCAAGUCCUUCUUACUCCUAAAAAGAUAUAAUAUACACAUAUAGAUAGCAUAUUUCACAUGCAGGGAUGAGAAGAUAUGGAUUUUAUCUUUGAUUGGAACAUAAAUUCAUCUCUUCAGGCAAAUGUGUCGGUGUUUCUUUUGUUUAUUUAUGGAAAAGAUCCACGAGUACAGAAUGCUACAAGUUUGAUCUGAUUUACAAAAACGACGUUAUAGUUUGUCUUGAAAUAAAAUAUUUUAUUUUUUAAACCUCUAAUUCGUUACGCAAAUUUACUUCUGUUGUUGUUCCUUCCAGUGGCGGACACUAUAAAUAUUGGGGCUGCGCAUUUAGAUCGCUAUACUGAAUGCCAUAAACAUAUUCGUUUAUUCAGCAUCGAAUAUUAUACUCUGCGCAUGUCUGGAUGCGUUGAUGUCGUCGUGUUGUACCACAUGAAGAAUCUUGGUGAGAGCAAGCUCAUGCGAUAUAUAAAUAUACGAAUGCAUCGCAUAUCUAGACGUGUACCAAGAUGCACUGACGAGGCGCAGAACGCCGAAACAUGCAUGUCUGCAGAUUGUACUAUAUACCAAAAAUGAUCAAAUUUUCAUAGUGUAGAAAGAGUGGGUUUAGGGUUUAAGGUUUAGAGAUUCGAAGGACCACCUUUUUUUACCUUCUCUACCUUCGGUCUCGGUCCGCUUCUGAGAUUUUGGGAAAGUAUUUUUCAGUACGGACUUCCCAGCCGGUAAAUAACAUAUUUACUUAAUAUAGUUGUCUCAACUUCCUUUAAGUGUAAUCCUUUAUUUUCAGAUAAGGAAAACAUUUUUCACCUUAGCAUUUUGUGACGCGUGCCGUAAACUGCUUUUUCAAGGAUUUCGGUAAGUUUCUCUUAUUGAACUUAUAUAAUAACCAGGCCUAGAAAAUAUAUUUCUCUAAUUCCUGGCAGCAAAAUCGAAAACUAAAGAUUUCCUGUGCAAGUCAAAUAUAUUCCUACAUAGGUAUGUUUCAGGAACGUGUGGUGCGUAUUGUGAUAAACUUCAAUCUCAGAACAUGACAAUCAGGACUUGCAAUAAGUAAAUUAUGGCAUUUCAGUAUAUAAGAUGACUGCAAGGUGUAAGAACAUUUCCUGCGAAGAUACUUUGUUAAACGUUUCCUGGCAGCAGUGCUGCUCGAGCUGCUGCGGACAUUUUCCAGCAAUGUGUGUGCCUUUGAAUGAAGCUCCAAACGAAAAGACCCGUAUGAUGCGUUGCCGUUUGUAUAAAAUCGAUAGCCUACAAUCCUGGACAAAACCAUCUGCGACACUCUAUUAAAACCGAUAAAACAUUCCUUUGUGGCUUUUUUUACCAGUUAGACCGGAAUAAUUUACUCGUUUGCCCCCCUCCGCCCCCAAAAACAAUGUUGGACGUUUUAUCCGUAUUCUACGAAUCCAAUCAACAUUGAAUGGUGGGGGAAAGGGGGAGGUUUUCUAAAUUUACGAUAACAUUACGAUAUUUUGUCAAGUAUAAUUGGAAGUGUCGCAGAUGUUUUGUCCAGGAUUGUAGGUCAGUGGCGAAGCUAGCCAUGGCAACUGGUCAUGCUAUGCUAAUAAACCUACAUCUAAAUAGACGAUACAUUUCUAAAUGUUUGAAUUAUGCAAAUCAAUUAAAAAUUUGGAUAGCAUGACCUGUUGCUAUGGGUAGCAUCGCUACUAGUCUAGGUUCAAUCUCCCCGUCAUGAUUUAAGUGACGUAAUGUCGUCAAGACAUGAUUUAAGUGACGUAAUGUCGUCAAGACAUGAUUUAAGUGACGUAAUGUCGUCGAGUCUCUAAUAAGAAGCAUGCAAGGUCUGUACAGAUCAAAGAUGUCGCCAAAUGACGCUUAAAUCUCUUUCCAUCGCGCUUCAAAGCCCGAACACCUUUCGGUGCGAACUUAGUUGGGCUUUUUUCAACUUCCUUUAUUACGUGAAACAUGCUUGUCAGAACAGGGUAUCCUAGGUAGUGGCGCUACCUGCAAGUGUCUGAAGCUAACUGCAAUCCUUGUCUGAACUCUGAAGUUUUUAUACAUACUAACUAAAAAAAUACUUAAAAAUUUCCACAAACUAAUUGCAAAAUUUUUUUGGCUACCUGCAAGAAAACUAAAUAUACAGGCAUGAUAUGAAACAACUAUUAAAUAACAUUUUGUGCCGUUGUCUGUACAGAUAUAAGUGUGUUUGGCAAAUACAACGGCAACGUCAAUAAAGACGUGAUCAUGAUCAAUCGAUUUUUACUCCAAGACAAAGGCGACUAUAAAUUGUAUUCCCUUGAGCAUUCUAGUAUGCCAUAGUUCUUCAAACUGCUAUACAUUCUUUUCACGGCUCGUAACCACGCCAACAGUUAAAACGUCCGAAGUCGUGCGGGGGGGGGGGGGGUUUUAUGGGAAUUUACUGACUAUUGCUUCUUGAGGGUUGUUUAGAAGGAAGAUAAGUAGUUUUAAGAACAAAUGAGGUUUACAGCUAUGUGUGCGUUAUCUCACUUACGUUGCCAUUGUCGGUUGCCAAACUCUCUAUAAAAAAUAAGAAAAACAGUGAUCUCCAGUCUCGACAGCUCGUGGACCUGGGGCCAGUUGUUCCAAGCUCGAUUAACACGAACCAUUCAUGGUUAAAAUUUAACCUGCUGUUUUAAUUCGUUUAUUUCAAAAGUGUAUAGGGAAUAAAACUUUUAUUGGUCUAGGUAAGAUUUCUGGAAAACGUUUUCAAGCUUAUAAACAAUUUGUUGGAACAUUUGCUUUAACAUUUUUCGUUAUAACCCAAGGUCAAACACUAACCCGUCGUAUUCGAACAACUGGCUCCUAACAGCAAAAUGUUGUGUGUUUGUUGAACACUGUUUUGUUUACAGAUGUCAGAUAUGUGGGUAUCGGUUCCAUCAAAGAUGUGCUGCUAAUGUUCCUUUUAUAUGUCUGGCUGUUCAACAGGAGAAGGUUUAUGAAUUGUAAGUGUGUGGACUUUCUAAAGGCUGAUUCACACUACACAAUUUUUUCCUAAAACUGUCGCAUGCAACCUGCUUACGUUAACUAAUUGAGUUGUACUGUAUAAAUCAAGCACGACAACGUUAGGCGUGAAAUUUGAAUUUUGAAAAAAAUUUGAAUUAGUGUAGGUAAUAGCAGUUUCACGUGUAAUUUAAUUUAAGGUUACUUCACACGAUGAACGUGCGUUUUAGUCUAUUGGCCUUCUCACGCCGCCGUUUUUGGGGUACUGUAAUUUUUCGUAAGCGAUUAUAACAACGUGAAAAGCAAUAUUUCAGAACAAACUAACUAUUUACCAAAUUUACCAUCAUACGUCCAUAAAAUUAUAAAAUGUUGCCGCUACGUGGUGUUACGCUCGCAGGAUUGGCAAAAAGUACCCCAAAAAUGGCGGCGUGAGAAAGGCUAAUUGGACAUUGCGCAACGAAUUUUAGGUGUAACUUUACCAAAUUUUCAGUGAGGAAAGCCGGGAAAAUGCUGAUUUCGAAAAUUUUCAUUCGAUGGGUGUUCAGUGAAACAGGCAGGUUGCGGCCGUUGACCAAGUGCGUAAUCAUUUGAGAGGGCUACGACAGGAAGGCACCAGUGUGUAGCCUAGUUUGACAACUUCACAAUCAUGUUUACCAUCUUAUUUUGUUUCUAGUUUGUUUUUGUGAUUUCACUUCCAAAUCAAAAGUUGGUUUGAUAAAGAAAUUAGCACCCCCUUGCGUCCCGUUGUAUAAAUCUAUCCCUGCAAUUUUAUCUAAAUGAAAUAGGAACUGUUUUGUGAAUUGAAAUUAAAUAAUUCAAAUUAAUUCUUUUCAAUAUAUAUUAUUAUAAUGAUAUAUUUUCUUCUUAGUCUCGUGAAUAUUAACAACCGCGAGGAAGAAGCCAACUUCAACGAGAGAGGAAAUCCAGAUAAUCUAAUAUCAAGGGAGCGAUCUAUAUCCGCCCCAAAUGUUCAUAAAAUCGGUUUACCUGAUGGUGAGGUAAUUAUGCCUGCAAUUUGUUAAGAAGAGGAGGUUUUAGUUAGCUGAGUGAAUUUUUAACGAUCUGUUUCGUUUCAUUUCAUUCAUGUGGGAGAAAAACUGUCUGUCUGUCUGUCUGUCUGUCUGUUUGUUUGUUUGUUUGUUUGUUUGUUUGUUUGUUUGUUUGUUUGUUUGUUUGUUUGUUUGUUUGUUUGUUUGUUUGUUUGUUUGUAUUAUGCGGUCAUUUGAAACUGACCAGCAGAAAUUUUCACAACCUCUUUGUUUUCCUUUAGAACGCAUUUCAGUACCCAAAAGAUCCAUCGGCGACUAUUUCAGGUAAUAUUACUAAUAUAAGCUAAAUCGUUCGCACGUUAAGUGGACAACGCUGUCUGUAAUGUUAGGCUGGUUAAAUAUUAGAUAAUAAUGCAUAAUGAUUCAAGCACGUUAUACGUGAAAGAACAGCCCAAAAAUAAAACACACAUCAAAUCAUUGUGGGGGAAUGGGAUCAGGGUGAAGUGAACCAAUUAUAUACAUUAUAUGUAGUCUUAAACUCUGGUCAACCCAAAAACGCAUUAAGUCUUAUGUUUUCGUCCCGCAGGGUUAUAUAUAAGACCUGCGAUAGGAGUCAUAACCCCUUAUAGGGCUCUGCCAGACUGGUAGUGACCCCCUUUGACAUAGACCUGAACCAAGGGUGAUAAUCCCCCUUGGACAGUACCUACGAUUCGACUGAUCAUAUUUACAUUAAAUAACCUGAAUCUAUGAACCCCAACAAAUACACUGAAUGUGUAUUCCCCAUAGACGAAGAAUCCAACUUUCACCACAUCUGUAAUCGUAUAGAAGACAUAUAUUUGAGCAUUCCCAUCACUCAUACUACAGAUGGAAAGUCAGGGAGGCCAGGAAAAACCUGCAAUAUAUCCAGUUUCCCCACAAAGCUUCUAUCUUACAAGUUCUUAAUUGGAGGGUUGGUAACACGACAAAUUCAACAAACAAAGCUUACCGUCAAGGCACAUUUUAUUUAUUUAUUUAUUUUUUAAAGAUUUAUUUCUUUUUAAUGUAAUCGUGUACAAUAACAUACAUGCAUUUGUUAACCACAUGAAGCUUACAUUUUUUUAAAAUUUAGUUGCAUUCCACAAUCAACGGCAAAUUAAGAAAUUUCAUCACGAAAGGCUCUUUUCAUCCACUAAUCGCAAAAACCAACUUAGUGCUUGUAUCUAAUUAAAAUAAACUGUUGAGCAUUGUGAUUGGAUGAGAGUACUCGCGAAUUGACUCUUGCGAUGAAUGGAAAAGUGCCUUAACCCAUUGAGCCGAGCCGCAAUGCGCCCCAGUGCGCCCUACUUAUUUUUUUCACUUGUCUAACGCCAGACGAUUUUACUCGUCAAUGGAGAAGCUAUGCAGUUUAAUGUGUUAACCAAAAAAUCUGACAAUGUCUCUAGUUAAACCAUUGAGCCCCAGUGCGCCCUACUUUUUUUUACUUGUCUAACGUCAGACGAUUUACUCCUCAAUGGGGAAGCUCUGCAGCUUAAUGGGUUAAGCUUCAUUCGAAUGAAAAUUUUCUACCUCUACAAAAAUGAAAUCUUCAAGAAUGCAGUAUAUAUUCUAGUCUUAACGAGUGUUUAUUUAUGUGCAGUUGCAAAUGCAGCUCGACUAGGUGUAGAGAGAAGGAACACUCGGUAUCAAAGUGUAGGAUCACCUCCUCCGGUAUACAACGUUUUCGACCCCAAUGGAAAAGAAUUCAGGAGCGACUUCGCCUUACAUACUGGAAAUCACGUUUUACCCGAGCGACCGUUGACGCCGAAUCUUGGCUUAAAUCGUCCUACCACGCGGUUUAAAUCCCGUGCGAAAUCUUCGUCUGAAGUGGUAAGUCAAAAUAACUAAGUCUUGAUAUGAUUCUUUCAUCCAACACGUGUCAUCUUUGUACAUUAAUAAAAUGGACACUUGUGCAAGUUACACAAGUAGUUUUCUCAAGAAAUUAUUGUACGUUCAAUUUGAGUCUUUAAGUUAUUAUUAUGUAAGGUAUGAAUAAAAUGGCAAACUUUGGAUUGUAUAAUUUAGAGAGAAAUGCGACCUCGUCAUAAUUCGAACGAUGACUGGGAAAUUCCGGAAGAAGAAGUAGAAAUGGGUGAACGGAUAGGAUCUGGUUCGUAUGGGACAGUUUUUAAAGCGCAAUGGCAUGGUACGUUCGUUUAUUAAAUAUUUGAUAGUUUCAUCCUUGCUUGCUAACAUCCGUUGCAUUAUCUUUCGUAAUUGAGACCCGUUGCGAUUUUAGGCGCGGUUUUCUUCUUGUGAUUGAUGUAAACGAGUGGAUGAGUUAUGAAUGUUUAGAUGAGGGUGCAUAUAGCUGAGAAUAUCAUAACUCAUCCGCUCAUUCACAUGCAUCUAAAGACGAAAAUCGCACUAUAUAAAUGGCAGCAAAUAUUACAGAUCUGAUAAACGGCCCAGAAUCAUGCCCAGACGCAAUUUUUUCGCUAUAGAAAUGUUAAUCGUAAUAUUUUGAAUCUCUUGUGUUUAGGUACAGUUGCUGUUAAACGAUUAAAUAUAACAGAUCCCACACCAGCACAACUUCAAGCUUUCAAGAACGAAGUAGCCGUACUACGGUAAUGUAACUAAGAUCACGUAGUAGAUCGGUAAAAUCGUAAAAUAAUCUCGAGUGGGAUUAAACUAUCAAAUCUGGUGCAAUAUUACAACUGAUGUUGAACCAUAUAUUAACUAUGGUUGAACUGAAUAGGAUUUUGAAUUUUCGUUGCUGUGCAAUAUAUAGCAAUUGCUGUACCUCAUUUGGUGCUUUUGUCACAUGCAAAAUGCACUUGCAGUUCUUAUGAGCUUUUGCACAGUGGCGGACACUUCGAGAAAUAUUGGGGGAGGGGGAGGGGGAGGGAGGGGGGCGAAGUAGUUUUUCGUCUUAAAUUUCAUUCAAUAUAUAGUUUAAUAUUUAGGUGAUCAAUUUUUAGGUGACCUCAGCUUAUUUAAUAUUUAGGUGAUCACAGCUUAUUGCUGUACAGCUAUAAUUCAGAAAUUAUUGGGGGGGUUCCGCUAGUGUUCGCAAUUGCUGUUGCGCGCCCUGGCCAUAGCACUUCACUGGAUCCAAAGUACUUAUUAUGUAAAUAGUAUAUAUGGAUCUCGGUCGAAAUAGAACGGAAAUCCGAUUUUCACACUAAUUUCAAUUUCCAUGCUAUGGAUAUAUAGUAUACUGUAUGUAUAUAGUAUAUGGUAUAUGAAAUUGGAGAUUCCAUAGUACGGAUUUCACAAUUUUUUUCCAUUGCUAUAGUAUGAACUAUAUGUGUCUGUCACUAAAACGCCAUUUAUAUUUGCAGGAAAACGAGACAUAUUAACGUGUUACUAUUCAUGGGAUGUAUAUCAAAACCGUCGCUAGCGAUCGUCACGCAAUGGUGCGAGGGCUCGACGUUAUACCGCCAUCUUCACGUGAACGAAUCAAAAUUUGAAAUAUUACAAUUGUUAGAUAUAGGCAGACAAACAGCCCAAGGAAUGGAGUAAGUAUCUCUGGUAAAGAGCAUAUAUAGGCUGAUGAGUGGGCCCGAUACCGUUGUAAACGUGUAUGUAAACACCCAGAAAUAAAGGACGUCGGCGGCUUAGUGGUUUAUGCAUUGGCCCUUUGGGGCGCUUCGGGAACAUGUGAGAACAUUGCUUCCAUCUACAAUGCCAAACCGCAGAGCCUAGUCACUUUAAAGACUACAUUUAUUAUAUAGAUUUAUGUUUUACUUUAGUUACCUCCAUGCGAAGUCAAUUAUUCAUCGUGAUCUAAAGUCAAACAGUAUCCUUUUGUUUUAAAGUUCGGAAAUACUCGACAAUUAGAGAAACAAGUUGCGACCCCUCAGGCCCUAACAGGCAGCUUGUCGCAAUUGAGUGGCAAAUGCUUUUUUUAAUAAUAUCAUCUUUGUUAAGCAAAAUGCGUGAAGCUGCUAUCAUAGAAAGAAACUUCAUUUCUUGCUACCUACUGGAUAUUGGAGUCUGUAGCUCUGUAACUCUGUCAGUCGGGUAAAUCUUGUAUUGGAAUCACAGCAAUGCAUGUCAGAGGCAGUAGGACGUUUUGCCUUCCAUGUUAAGUUUGUUUUGAAUUCCCUUUUUUUGUUCCGGCAAAGUCGAAGUCAUCUUAUUAUGCUCGUGCAAGUCGUGUGGCCGUGCAAGUCGUGUGGCCGUGGCAACGACUCUCAAAAUGAGCCACCCUUUUCCUUGAUUUUUUCUUUGUAGGUUCUUUUUGUGUCUUAAAGAAAUUUCACGACACACCCGUACAGGACGUUGUGUCAUCUUUGAUUGAAAAAUCGUCCCUCUUUCAAAAUGGCCGGCGUUUGAGGGGCGAGUGAUUAGAAAAUGGUUCGUUGUGCUUUUGUGCAAAGUGGUUUUACGAUAUAUGGCAUAAGUGGAAUAACGAAAAUAACAAGAUGGUUGCUUUAGUCACAGACACCUAUACUUUAGGAUGUACUUUCAAAACCUGCUUAUUGUAAAUUCUCAUUUACUGGAGUAUUCAUGCAGUAGACUAAAUAUAUUUCCAUAAUUGCUUUACUGUAUAUAGCGUUUUUCAUUAAUAAUUCGUCGCUUUGUAGAUAUUACCCUUGAUUUAUUGUCUACAGAUAUCUUUCUUCAAGAAGAUUUAACGGUGAAGAUUGGCGACUUCGGUCUAGCGACAAUAAAAUCAAGGUGGAGUGGACAGAAUUUUGAAAAUCCAUCUGGCUCCAUAUUGUGGAUGGUAUGUAAUCAGUGUAUCGUGGGAGGGGUAUUACCAUAUUACCACGAAAUUGUCGCACUUUUGUUCCUGCUAGUUGCAGUUUGCCUUAAGUUUCAUGCAUG